CUCGCUCUCGCUCUCGCUCUCGCUCUCUUUCCCUUUUAAACACUCUGGCAUAAUACUGAAUGACUUUGUUUUUAAGCUGCCUUAGCCUUGCUUUGUGAAGAAAAAGCCUGAGUACUCUUUCCCUGUAGGACACAAGUGUUAUUUUUGGAGCAGAGGUUCUUAGCCUGAUCUCUGUCUAAACCAAUUUCUGUUCUUUGUGAGGUCGUGGUCUGGGGCGGCUCUGAGCGAUCUCCGUGGAGGGAAGCUUCCUGGCUUCGUGAGGGAGUAUUGGCAAAGAUGUCGAGGGGCCACGCCUGAAACUGCGCUGCUCUGGGUCUCAACACAGAAGAGGCUCGUUCACAUUCGGAUUCCACUCAUUAGAUUGUGCCCUUGGAACAGUUGCAACCACAUGUGGUGAAGCGGUGUUCUUUUUCUGCUUAUGUCACUUCAUGGGAUGUUUUGGGCCAAGAUGACCCCCCCCCCUUUUUUUUAACCCAGUACUUUAAGUCUCAGACUCCUGGGAACUAGGAAAGCCAUAACUGGAUGAUCUCUGCGGACUGUUCGGGGUGCAACUGACUGUGGGAAAGCCACGGUCCACUCUGAGGGCCGCAACAUGAGUCCCCGAGGGCCUCUGGGAACAUGUCUCAGGACUCAAAGUUCAGAGCAUCCCCUUCUGUAACCUGCUCUGUGUUGGGCUGCUAGACACGGAAGAAAACCUCCCCUACCCCUCACAGUUCCUCUACCUGACUGACCUGGCAUUUCCUGGGAGUUUACCUAGCUUGAGCCUGGAAGGAAAUGUGUAAAAUUAGAAGGAGUUUAAUAAAAUAAUGCUGUCGGCAACAAAUAGUAUACCACCUUAUAAUGACUCCUUUCCUUUGGAAAGUGGUAACUGUGUAUUCAGGAAGCAGGUAUGUGUGUCCCCACGAUGAACAAGUGGCCUUCACAGGUGUUUCUGGCUGCUUUCUUCUUGGUGGAUGGGAGCAUGACCUGUGAUAUGCCCUUCUCUGGCCGGCUAUACAUAGCCAGCAAAGCUUCUUACAAGAGAAACCUCUUUCUGUACCCUCCGCCAGUGCUACCCGUGGACUAGAAGACUCCCUGUAAAUCCUCUGGAAGCUACUGAACCUUGCAAGGGAAACCAUCCAGCUGGCCCCCAGACGUACUGAGUCCCCACCGCAGCUGUCCAUCCUUCCUUUUCUUUUCCUGGGAGCACACCUUGUGCUCAGCCAUGGUCGACAUGGGGGGCCUGGACAACCUGAUUGCCAACACAGCCUACCUGCAGGCCCGGAAGACCUUGGAUGGAGACAGCAAGGAGCUACAGAGGCGACGCCGGAGUCUGGUGCUGCCCGGGCCACAGUCCUGCACCCAGCUCCGCCAGUCCCUGCCCCAGGACUUCAACAACCUGUGCGAGCAGCAGCCCAUUGGCCGCCGCCUCUUCCGGGACUUCCUAGCCACAAUGCCCCCAUACCAAGAGGCCGUGGCCUUCCUUGAGGAGGUGCAGAGUUGGGAGCUGGCUGAGGAGGGUCCUGUCAAGGGCAGCAUGCUGCAGGGGCUAGUGGCCACUUGUGUGGCUGCUUCUGCUCCAGGGCACCCACAUCCCUUCCUCAGCCCAGCUCUGGCCACCAAGUGCCAAGCAGCCACCACCGAGGAAGAUCAGAUAGCCCUGGUGGCACAGGCCAAGGCUGAGGUCAUGGCCUUCUUGCAGGACCAGCCCUUCCGGGAUUUCCUGGCCAGCCCCUUCUAUGACAAGUUUCUGCAGUGGAAGGUCUUUGAGAUGCAACCGGUGUCGGACAAGUACUUCGAUGAGUUCCGAGUUCUGGGGAAAGGUGGUUUUGGGGAGGUAUGUGCUGUCCAGGUAAGAAACACUGGUAAGAUGUAUGCCUGUAAGAAACUGGACAAGAAGCGGCUGAAGAAGAAAAAUGGUGAGAAAAUGGCUCUUUCAGAAAAGGAAAUCUUGGAAAAGGUCAGCAGUCCUUUCAUCGUCUCUCUGGCCUAUGCCUUUGAAACCAAGUCCCAUCUCUGCCUGGUCAUGAGCCUGAUGAAUGGGGGAGACCUCAAGUUCCACAUCUACAGUGUGGGUACACGGGGCCUGGACAUGAGCAGGGUGGUCUUCUACUCGGCCCAGAUGACCUGUGGAGUGCUGCACCUCCACUCACUCGGUAUUGUCUACCGGGACAUGAAGCCGGAGAAUGUGCUUCUGGAUGACCUCGGCAACUGCAGGCUGUCUGACCUAGGGCUGGCCGUGCAGAUCCAGGAUGACAAGCCUGUCACACAGAGGGCUGGAACCAAUGGUUAUAUGGCUCCUGAAAUCCUAAUGGAAAAAGUGAGUUAUUCCUAUCCUGUGGACUGGUUUGCAAUGGGAUGCAGUAUUUAUGAAAUGGUUGCUGGACGAACACCAUUCAAAGAUUACAAGGAAAAAGUCAGUAAAGAGGAUUUAAAGCAAAGAACCCUGCAAGAAGAGGUCAGAUUCCAACAUGAUAACUUCACGGAGGAAGCAAAAGAUAUUUGCAGACUCUUCUUGGCUAAGAAACCAGAACAACGUUUGGGAAGCAGAGAGAAGUCUGAUGAUCCCAGGCAACACCCUUUCUUCAAAACCAUCAAUUUUGCUCGCCUGGAAGCUGGCCUAGUUGAGCCCCCAUUUGUGCCAGACCCUUCCGUGGUUUAUGCCAAAGACAUCGCUGAAAUUGAAGAUUUCUCUGAGGUUCGGGGAAUUGAAUUUGAUGAUAAAGAUAAGACGUUCUUCCAAAGAUUUGCAACAGGUGCUGUCCCCAUAGCAUGGCAGGAAGAAAUUAUAGAAACGGGACUGUUUGAAGAAUUGAAUGACCCCAACAGGCUUGCAGGUUGUGGGGAUGGUAAUUCAUCCAAGUCUGGUGUGUGUUUGUUAUUAUAAGUUGUUCUCUCUACCAGAUGGGCAGCAGGAAUUUCAGCUGACAUAAUCCUUGAAUGUUCCUAACACAUGAAAAUCUGUUGAAUGAGGACUGAUCAAUCAGGAGGGGCAUUUCAACCAUAGAACAGUUCAAAGGACAGGUGAGCUCACCACUAGGACACAUUUUUCUUUUGCCUUCCUUCCUCCCUCCCUCCCUCCCACCCUUCCUUCCCUCCUCUCUCUCCCUCCAUCUCUUUCUUCUUUCUCUUUUUUUCAUAAAGAUGAGUCAAGUAAAGUUUCAGUUUUCACCAAGGGCUGGGAAAAGGAACAGUCAGGUUUAUUUUGAUAAACUAAAAGCAUGAGCCCUCCAGCAUCAUGUCCCUGAAAAUGACACAAAGUCCUAGGAAUAGAGAUUGGAACUUUGUGGUGUACUCAGUAAAUGAGCAUUUGCAAUUCUUAGUAAAUAAUCAUUUUAGUUUUUCUUUGUUUAUAUCCCUUCUUCUCUUCUUCUUUCAGUAUUUCUUCUGCUUCUGUACUUAUAAAAAAGAUUUGGAAGCUGGAAAUAAAUGUUCCUGAUAUUCUCCCCCUGAAAAAGAGUGGAUUGUAGUGUUUGGGCAAUAUUUUAAAUUACAGAAAAAAUUUUAACUUACUGAAAGUCUCUUAUUCAUAUUUUUGAAAUAUUUUGCCAUUGUAAUGUUGAAGUAUUUUAAAUGUAAACAUACAUGAGACCUGCGAAUUUAAAGUAUUCCGUAAGUCGAGUCCUUUAGGGAACAUGCUACAAAUUGCUUAUGUGUAGUUUUUCACAUCCCAUUGGUUCCCAAACUUUGCUAAACUUUGGAAUCACCUAGUGAUCUUUUAAAAAUACUAAUGUCUGACUCUCAGCCCUAGAUUUUAUUUGAUCUGGGGUGCAGCCUGGGCAUCUAGAUUUUCAAAAGCUCCCCAAGUGCUUCUGAUGUGAGGCAAGUUUGAGAACCAUGGCCACGUAGGCUUAAAUGCUGUUAUAUAUGGACUCUUGUUUUGGUUGCUCAAAGCUUCAAUUACACAUUUGACAGCAACUUUUCAAAUACCCAGAAAACAUGUAAUUUUGGCAGUUGCAGUAUAUAUGAGACCAAAGAUAAUCUGGAUUCAUCUUGUAUAUUCUCUUGUCCUUGUACACUUUCGUUCUUCACACGUACCUCCAGAAGUAGAUCUCUUGGCUAUUUCAAGACCUGAAGAAAUACCGACUCGGAAACUGAUUUGAACAAAUUGUAGCUCUCGGUUCAAGUGGCUGCCCAGCCAGCAUUGUAUUGUAGAAUUAGCACUUCUCAAAAGCACAGCCAAAGUGAAAAUUCUAAGGGUGCAAAAAAAUAUUUUGGACCCAAGCAUAAACCUGAGGUGAUUAUACUUAAAGAAAAAAAAAAAGAGGGGCGCCUGGCUGCCCCACUUGAUAGAGCAUGUGACUCCUGAUCUCAGGGUUGUGAGUUCAAGCCUCAUGUUGGGUUUAGAGCCAAACAGAGUACAGAAAGAAUAAAAUACAAAAAGAGUAAAAAUAAAAUGAAAUUUUUAAAAAGGAACAAAAAAGAUAUAUGUGUGCAUAAGAAAAUCUCACUUGUCCCGGUGGUGAGAGACCUGGCUGAAAUCAAUUUAAAAAUUUUGUCCCUUGAGUAAGGGAGCCAAGAGUUGCAGAAACACUGGCCAAAAAAUAUUUGGUUGACUGGAAUCCAGCUAACAGUCAUGCUCGACUGCAAGACAACAUUAGGCAUAUCCAAACGAGUAGUAAGAAAUCGGCUUGGACUUGAGUCCUGGGUUAGUGCAUCUGCCACUCACCCUUCUGCUCGUUCUCUAUCCUCAGCAAGCUCUUGAUGCUCCAAAUCCUGCCCUGGAGACACCGCAGAGUCCUGAGUCAUCAAAGCAGAUACAGGUGUGUCCAGCAAAUUCUUUUUCCUAAGGCAAGAAAGUAGAUUACAAUUUGAUAAGAUUCCGAAUAAGUCUAUUUUAACAAAAGACAAAUUCACAACUAACAGAAAUCCAAUUCACCAGAGCAUUCCAAGACUAGAGGUCUUAGGGUUUAGCCUUAUAAUUAGACAUUGAAAAGUCAUGUCAUAUUGCAUUGGUUCCUCAAUGUGAAUGUCUGCUUCUUUUGAUAAACUUAGAACUAAGUCAGGAAAGUAACUGAAUAAGAUAGCUGUUUUCAAACAAUCACCAAGUAAAUAUGUGUUGAGCUCUAGUUCACACUGAGCCCUAUCCUGGGCAUUUGGGGGAUACCACAGAGAAUUAAGACAACUGUCUAAGAGAGGCUAUAUGGUGUGGUGUAGAACACAUAUUCCUGUCAGUGUUACUAUUCACAUUUUAAAUGAGAAACUGAAGCUCAUUGAUGUUCUGUAGCUUAUCUCAGGUCACACCGCUUUCCAGCAUUGUUGCACAGACUGGAAAUAAUGUAUAUGAAGCACAUAGCACAUGACUGCAUAUAGUAGGGGCAUAAUAAAUUGAAGACUAUAGUCAGUAAGUAGCAGCUGGUCAAAUGACCCUAGAUCAGGGAACAAAGAACUAAACCUGGCUACCUUGAUUAAAAGUUCCAAAGGAGGUGAGAGAAGGAAGAGAGCUGGGUCCUGGGGAACGGUUUAAAAGGAAAGUUUUUAUGCACAAUGAAAGAAAAACCUACUUAGAAUGAGUGGAGACAUUGGAGUCCAUCCCAGGCCCCAUCCUUACCACAUGCCAGGUGCAGGACCCACCUGGGCCACGUCAGAGUUGCAAAGCGGUCUGUGCAGGUCAUGGGUGGGAUUCAGGUACAGACUUAAGGAAGACAAAACCUGAUGUCUCAUCAAAGGAAGAAAGUGAUUUUUGAAAGGGGAUGAUGCUUGCUUAUUUUCCAAAAGUUAAAAUGAGCUUACAUUUUUAUAUAAAAGUUUCAUAAACAUAAUGAAGUAUCAGGGGAAACAAACACAUAUGAGUGAAAUAUGCAAAGAAGGACCAGAGAGGUCAUUUUUAUUCUUCCAGUUUGUCAGGGAUUAUUUGGAAUGUUUGUUUCCUACAGGAGGAGAUGGGUCUAAAGUAGAUGGAUAAACUGCUUAAAGGGACGUAGAGCUGCCCUCAAAGCAGAAGGUAUGGAUGAGGUUUUCAUAGAAAACAGUGAUGAAUUAUUGAGUUUAAGACUUCAAGCCACAAAGAAUUAAAAAAUAUUCCCGAGUGUUUAUUUAGAAUAUCAAAUUUAAGAUGUUUCAUUUAGGUGACAAGCAUGGAUUGGAAAUUCAACAAAUUGGGCUUUUUAGGAAUUGCAGGUCUUGAAAUCCUGAAAGUCUAUCAGAUCGAUUUUUAAAGUUUAUUAUAUUGUAUAUAUCAUUAGGGCAGUUUAAUAAUAAGACUUAAUUUAUAUAAAUUGUCUGGACACGAAAACUAGUGAAAAUACAUAAUCCUUGCUUCUUAAACAGUUGGUUCUGGGCACUUUUAAGUCUUCCAAUUUUUUUUAAUGAUAUAAGGAAAAAAUCAGAUACAAGCAUUUUUGAGGGGGAGGAGGUUGCCUGGAAGACUUAUCAGAUUAGCCAUUAACCAUUUUGAUUAUCAAAAAAUUUUUCAAAGACUGAGUUUUCCUGGAUUGUCUAGGAAAAAGAAUUGCAGUCAUGUAGGUUUAGUUAUUGUUUCAAUAAAUAUUGCUACCUGCCAUGUGCCAGGCUCCAUUUUGGUUUGGGGAGAGAUGCUUGGUUUUCUCCCUUUAGGAUUUUCAGAUCAGAAAGUAUUUUUGUUCCCUCUGUGUGUCAGUAAACUUUUAUAUCUCUUUGGGUAGAGGUGAAUUUUGUUCUUUCUGCUUUUUCUCAAGUUUUCUGCACUGAACAUGUAUUUAUUUUAAAAAUCAGGGAACCGUAUAUUAUUUAAAGCAAGGCAGGGCCCAUCACAGUUAGAUCUGGGUAUGUGGGGCAUGUCCAGGCUGGCUCUGGCAAUAAUCAGUCCCUGAGAACCCCUUUCUGGCCAAAGGGUAUUAGCCUGGGUCCUGGGAGUAAGGCUAGGAUGUCCAGUCUAAACCAGCAGAAUAUCCCUGGACAGAGCCAGCAAUUGGUCCCUAAGGCUGGGGCCUGAUUAUUUGUUCCGCAAUCCAGAGUAUGAGCUGUGGUGGUCUGUGGUGAAAGUUUUACCAAACCCCAGAGAAGAAAAGCAAGUACAAGGCAACAAAGUUUCUCAUGCAGGAUUCACUUCAAAAUAUCUUCUUAGGAAGCAGUUGAUAUUUGACAAAAGUAAGAUUGGAGACCUCUGACCCUCCCUCAAAAUUUUUAUGAAAUUUUACUGACCUGUGAGAUCUCAAAUGCUGGGAACCCCUGGACUGGAUGACCUUGAAGGGCACUCCAAUUGUAGGGAAGUAUUUGUGCUUCAGUGGAAAACGAAUGCAUUGCCUAGAGGAGCAUAUGCAAACUUUUUCUGUAAAAGACCAGAAAGAAUCUUUCUUAUUUCUUAGACUUUGCAGAAGGCAACUACUUACCUCUGCCUUUGUAAUGGGAAAACAGCCAUAGCUGAUGUGUGAAGGACUGAGUAUGGCUGGGUGCCAGUAAAGUUUUAUUUACAAAAAACAGGUGGUAGGUAGUACUAGAUUUGACCCACAAGUAGUAAUUUACUGUUCCUAGUCAAAAAUUAUCUUGUUAUCAAACUGACUAGGUUAUCUGAUUCUGAAGGAGCUAUUUUACAAUUCUAUAAACUGUAGAUAAUUAAUGGGAAUGCAAAUGCGUAUAGACACGCAAAUGACCCUCCCCCACUGCAUUAGUCAGUCAGGGCUAUGAUACCAAAGGAUUGCAGACUAGGCGGUUUAAACAACAGAAACUUAUUAUCUCAAUGUUCUGGAGGCUCCAAGUCCAAGAUGAAGGUGUGAGUGGGGUUGAUUUCCUUUAAGCCUCUCUCCUUGACUUCUAGAUGACUACCUUCUCCUGUCUGCCAUGAUCUUCCUUCUGUGUAUCUCUGUGUCUUAAUUUCUUCCUAUAAGGACACCAGUCAUAUUGGAUUAGGGCCCAUCCCAGUGACCUUAUUUAAUUUAAUCAUCUCUUUAAAGACCCUACCUCCAAAUACAGCCACAGUCCCAGGUACCUGGGGGUUAGGACUUUAACAUACGAAUUUUGAGAGAUACAACUCAGUCCAGUAUCAGUACCCCCUAAACCAGUUUUAUGUUAAUUUGCUCAUUCAUUUCAACAUUCCUUUGCUGCAUAUAGGUUUAUGGUCUUUAUUACUUUUUUCAACUGGUUGUAACCCCAGUUUUCUCAUGAAUGAGUUAAAUAAAAAUCUUUAACAUGUGUUCAUUUUUAUUUCGCUA
This is a messenger RNA of Felis catus (domestic cat), 8108 nucleotides long. RefSeq names its product G protein-coupled receptor kinase 7 (gene GRK7). Gene Ontology annotation, biological process: signal transduction; regulation of signal transduction; protein phosphorylation. Bases 1205 to 2866 code for a protein of 553 amino acids. Gene Ontology annotation, molecular function: rhodopsin kinase activity; ATP binding. The transcript is spliced from 4 exons. Lineage: Eukaryota; Metazoa; Chordata; Mammalia; Carnivora; Felidae. The record is from RefSeq and is a predicted model, not a curated record. Gene Ontology annotation, cellular component: cytoplasm.